This is a messenger RNA of Dichomitus squalens LYAD-421 SS1, 1324 nucleotides long. Its product is annotated as GroES-like protein. The record is from RefSeq and is a predicted model, not a curated record. The coding region runs from base 1 to 1149 and encodes 382 amino acids. The transcript has 9 exons. Gene Ontology annotation, molecular function: zinc ion binding; oxidoreductase activity. NCBI's taxonomy places the organism in Eukaryota, Fungi, Basidiomycota, Agaricomycetes, Polyporales, Polyporaceae.
AUGGCCACUACCGACUCUCCCAACGGCUCCGGGGGCUAUAUGCGCGCCGCCGUCCGACUACCGAGGGCGAAGCGACCUCUCGUACAGAUGGUCGAGAAACCAGCAGUACUCCCAAAGACCGUUUUGCUCGAAGUGGCAGCGGCUGGGGUAUGCGAGAGCGACAGUCGCCUCUCAAUCAAGGACGGCCGGGACUCAUUCGUGAUGGGACACGAGAUCGUUGGCUAUGCCAGGGAAAUCGGAGAGAGCGUUACGGGCAUCGAGUUGGGCGCACUCUACGCUGUAUGGGAGAUGGUACCCUGCUCGAAGGCCGUCGGCGCAAGCCCCUUGUUUCUCAGGCACGGCCUCGGCGUGGACGGCGGCUUUGCGCCGUUCGUGCUCGUCGAUACGAAGCGCGCCACUCUCGUGCGUGUGCCUGACUCCCUGGUCAACAAGCCCGAGCUGGCGGCCUUGGCAGUGGACUCGACAGCCCUCGUGUACCAUGCGGUCAUUAAUGUCGCUAAACUACAGCCAUUCAAGGGCAAGGGUAAGUCAAACAGCUCCGAGGGAGAAGCCCCGCGUGUGCUAGUAUGUGGCGUUGGGGGCCUCGGUCACCAGGCGCUGUGGCUCGCCAAGGCGUAUGGGGCCACGAUUUUCGCGUGCGACCAAUAUCCCCCGGCGCGACAGUUGGCGAAGAACAUCGGCGCGGAGCGUGUCUUCACUUUCGAAGAGCUCAAACACGCGGCUCAAAACGAGAAAGAGAAAUUCACCGUGGACCUCGUCGUUGACUUUGUAGGCAGCGAGGCCUCUGUCAAAGCCACGAAACUUGCCUUGCAGCCGGCAACCGCGGACAAUAACAGAGGGACUCUCGUUAUAGUCCGACCUCGAGCGGCGCUUAGCGGAUCCGUUUAUGAUGAUCUGAAUCGGAAGUACGCAACUCACACUGUGCUUGAAUGUCUGGCGGUGGACGGCUUAACGCACGCAUUUAGACUUCUCGCGGAAGGUGCGAUCGAACCUACGCUGCAGCGUGUAGCACUCGAGGAUAUUAGUGGUAUUCUCGACGAACUUGAAGAAGGUACAUUGCUCGGGCAUCGAGUUGUGACCAAUUUCGAGGCUCCAGAGGCGGGCCCUCCUUCCGGAGAACCCCAGUGGCUAGUGCAUCCUCUGGAAUAGCGGAUCAGUCGUGACACAGGGCAAGGCUAGAUGGCGCGUCUCCCGAGGUGACCAUGCAGUAUAUACGAGUGGACUUGGAAUAUCACCCAAGGAGCAACAAUGGGAUCAGGUGGACUUUACUGAAUGUUCUGUGCUGACUUGGUCAGAGAGCUGUAUCGUGACUUGAGAGUUAUCU